ACAGCACGCCGUACCUGACGAUCCUCGCUGGCUGCAGACAUGACAUGAGCCACGACACUCUAUCCACGACUGACUUUGGUCUUCUAACGGCCAUCUAUCAGCCAAGAGAGUUUCCUAUCCACAAACUUUCAUGACGACAAUCUGCCCAGACCACCUUCCAUGAUAGCAAUCCACCAAAUCCACCUGCCUUGGUAGAGGGUAGCAAACCUCCGAGCCAACCUUCCAUGACAGCAAUCUGCCCGUCCCACCGCACACGGCGGCAUCCCGAUCACGAGCAUAGACCUCCUUGAAUCGGAUCGAAUCGAGUCGCAACCAACCCAGUCGGAGAAUAAUGCCUCUCCAUCUCCUCGGCAAAAAAUCAUGGAAUGUCUACAACACAGCAAACAUCUCGCGCGUUCGCAAAGAUGAAGCCGAAGCGCAAGUCCGAGAAGAAGCUGCUGAGCAGCGCAUGCAAGAGGAAGAUGCUGCGCGGAGGAUAGCAAUUCUACGAGGGGAAGCCGUGCCUGAGAUACCUGCUGUUGAAGAUGAGGAGCAACAAAGUAGCGACCGACGCCGAGAAAAGAAUUUCGGUGAAGAUGAGACGUACGUCUCUCGAGACCGCAAACGGAAACGCCGGCGUGGAGAAGAUGACACGGAGCGAGACAUGCGGUAUGCGAUAGAAAAUCGUGAGAGAGGGGAGCGAGCGAGAGAGACACUUCUUCAGGGACAAAAGAGUACCACAGUUCGUGAUUCCUCUGCCGCUGAAGCCCCUCUCCAAGACCACACAGGCCACAUCCAACUCUUCGCACCUCCCGACGAGAAACAAAUCCGCUCCAAACAGAAAAACGCCGAAGCCGAAGCUGAAAAAGCAAAAAAACGUAAACGUGAAGAAGAUCUCGGAACGAUGAAAUUCAGUAAUGCCGCAGGCUACAACAAUGGUAUGCAAAAACCUUGGUAUGCUGCAACAGAUAAUGCACCUCGUCAAUCUACAGACACCUCAGCUUCGCGAAACGAAAUCAUGCUCGCAGAAUUAAAAGGGAAAGACGUCUGGGGCAACGAAGAUUCUCGAAGAAAAGAACGUGAGACCAAGAGGAUUGUUUCGAGUGAUCCUUUCGCCAUGAUGCAGAGUGCUCAGAAGCAGUUGAAGCAGAGUGAGAGGGAUAAAGAGGAGUGGGAGAGGAGGAGAAGGAAGGAAUUAGAAGACUUGAAGAGGGAGCAGCAGAGGAAGAAAAGGAGAGGAGAAAUUGAUAAAGACAGCCUGGAUGGGUUUAGUCUAGAUGCUCCUUCGAAAGAUGAUGAGAAGAGUGAGGAGCGUAGGCGUCGGCAUCGACAUCAUCAUCAUCACAGGAGACACCGAAGUCGGUCGAGAGACAGGGAAGAAAGAGACCGUCGGAGACAUCGUAGUCGGUCGCGAGAACGUGAUCGUGAUCGUGAUCGUGAGCAGCGAAGGGAUCGGUCGACGGAGCGUGAAGAAAGACAUAGCAGAAGCCAUCGUCACCGACAUAGAGAAUAAAAGGAGAAAAGCCAGAGGCAAGUGCGCCCACCAAAGACAUUCAACAUUGACAGACCGCGCACUUAUUUACCAUCAC
Cercospora beticola is the source of this 1568-nucleotide messenger RNA. The record is from RefSeq and is a predicted model, not a curated record. NCBI's taxonomy places the organism in Eukaryota, Fungi, Ascomycota, Dothideomycetes, Mycosphaerellales, Mycosphaerellaceae.